Molecule: messenger RNA, 2391 nt
Organism: Alosa sapidissima (American shad)
Lineage: Eukaryota; Metazoa; Chordata; Actinopteri; Clupeiformes; Clupeidae
Gene: aldh6a1
Product: aldehyde dehydrogenase 6 family, member A1
Exons: 12
Coding region: 151-1728 (525 amino acids)
Biological process (GO): thymine catabolic process; L-valine catabolic process
Cellular component (GO): mitochondrion
Molecular function (GO): malonate-semialdehyde dehydrogenase (acetylating, [NAD(P)+]) activity; methylmalonate-semialdehyde dehydrogenase (acylating, NAD+) activity
Source: RefSeq, a predicted model, not a curated record
GGUCUUUUGUUGUAGAUCAGAUAGAUGUAUUUCAUUCCAUAAGACCUGGCGCUAGCAAGGGUAACUUCGUGUGCAGCAGGUUCUUUGUGGGUUGUUGUACGGGCAAGGCCAGGACGAUACACACCGUGCAGAUAUCAAGCCUAAACAAGCAUGGCUGGGGCAAUCGCAAGAACACUAUGGAGGAAAAAGAUUCCCGUCCAUGUGUGUCGCAUGUCCUAUUCGUCAUCAGUGCCUACUACAAAGCUUUUUAUCGACGGGAAGUUUGUUGAGUCCCAGACUUCAGAAUGGAUAGACAUUCACAACCCUGCGACCAACGAGGUGAUUGGCCGUGUCCCCAAGGCCACUCAGGAGGAGAUGUUGGCAGCUGUGAACUCCUGCUCCAAGGCCUACUCCGCUUGGUCCGACACGUCCAUCCUCAGCCGACAGCAGAUCUUCCUCCGCUACCAGCAACUCAUCAAGGAUAACAUCAAAGAGUUGGCCAAGUCCAUUACACUGGAGCAGGGCAAGACUCUGGCUGAUGCCGAGGGAGACGUCUUCAGAGGCCUGCAGGUGGUGGAGCAUGCCUGCAGCAUCACGUCGCUCAUGCUGGGCGAGACCCUGCCUUCCAUCACCAAGGACAUGGACACCUACACGUACCGGUUGCCCAUCGGCGUGUGCGCGGGCAUCGCCCCCUUCAACUUCCCCGCCAUGAUCCCGUUGUGGAUGUUCCCUAUGGGCUUGGUGUGUGGCAACACCUACCUGCUCAAGCCCUCGGAGCGCGUGCCCGGUUGCACCAUGCUGCUGGCGCGGCUGCUGCAGGAUGCCGGAGUGCCCGACGGUACCCUCAACAUCAUCCACGGACAGCACGCUGCUGUGAACUUUAUCUGUGACCAUCCUGCCAUCAAGGCCAUCAGCUUCGUGGGCUCCAACCAAGCCGGAGAGUACAUCUACGAGAGGGGCUCCAAGAACGGCAAGAGGGUGCAGUCCAACAUGGGAGCCAAGAACCACGGCGUGGUGAUGCCGGAUGCCAAUAAGGAGAACACGCUGAACCAGCUGGUGGGUGCGGCGUUUGGGGCGGCAGGUCAGCGCUGCAUGGCCCUCAGCACCGCCAUCCUGGUGGGAGAGGCGCGCGACUGGCUGCCCGAGCUGGUGGAACGCACCAAGAACCUGCGCGUCAAUGCAGGUGACCAGCCUGGUGCCGACGUUGGGCCACUCAUCUCGCCCGAGGCCAAGAACCGCGUCAACAGCCUGAUCCAGAGUGGUGUGGACGAGGGCGCCAAGGUCCUGCUGGAUGGCCGCAACGUGCACGUCAAGGGCUACGAGAACGGCAACUUCGUGGGCCCCACCAUCCUGGGCAACGUCACCCCCAACAUGAAGUGCUACACAGAGGAGAUCUUUGGACCAGUGCUAGUCGUCCUGGAAGCUGACAGUUUGGAUGAAGCCAUCAGCAUGGUCAACAACAACCCGUAUGGCAACGGAACCGCCAUCUUCACCACCAACGGUGCCACCGCCAGGAAGUACACAAACGAGGUGGAUGUGGGCCAGAUUGGAGUCAACGUUCCUAUUCCGGUACCUCUCCCCAUGUUCUCCUUCACUGGAUCCAGAGGCUCUUUCCGUGGAGACACCAACUUCUAUGGCAAGCAGGGCAUCCAGUUCUACACUCAGAUCAAGACUAUUACAUCACAAUGGAAAGCGGAGGACGCCACGCUCAAGAGUCCUGCUGUUACCAUGCCAACAAUGGGGCGCUAAUGUAGGCUGUAAAGAGCACCCCUUCGUUGCUACUACUGACAUGCCUUAAAACUCAAAGAACAUGGUGUGUGUGUAUGUGUGUGUGCACGUACGUGACAUGCAAGUGUAAGAAUGUGAGUCUGUGUGUGUGUGCGGGGGGGGGGGGGGGGGGUCACUGUGGGAGUGUUUGAGUGAUUUUUGUCAGCAGGUGUCAUUUUACACUACAUGUCCCCCACAUGUCGAUUUCUGUCAUCAGAGCAGUUUAACCUGCUGGAGUGCUUCACCUGGUCUGUUGUAGUGGUGCCCCCUUCAGUACAUUGAGGAGUAUGCACAUAAUUGUUUGCAAUUGCUCACACACUGUAACUAGAUGUACUCAGAUAUCAAACUGUAGUCUGACGGAGCCAUCAUAUUCUCACCACUGAAACUGAAUACCCAUUACCUACAGCUACUGUAAUGCAGUAGGCAUGUUAACGAGUGUACUAAAUGUGUAGCCAUUUUCAAUGUGUAGAUUAUCCCAUGCGUUUGAGUGAUUUCAGAAUACAUUGUUGAUUGAAUGUUUGUUCAGAAAAAUUGUAAUGUUUUGUGAGAAAGAAGAAAGAUUUUUUUUUUUCUGAGAUACCAGCUGCAAAUAAUGCAUGAUCAAGUGGGGCUUUGAUCCACAAAAUAAAACCCUUUGUGAUGGAA